Racocetra persica is the source of this 531-nucleotide messenger RNA. NCBI's taxonomy places the organism in Eukaryota, Fungi, Glomeromycota, Glomeromycetes, Diversisporales, Gigasporaceae. The record is from the annotation of a GenBank genome assembly.
AAGAACCUGGGCAAGACAAAGUCUUCUUGCAUUGAAGUUAUAGCACUAAUACAAGCCAGACUAGCUUCUGUUAAAUUAAUAAAUACAACAUCUCCUACAACAAUAAGUAAAGCUGUAACAAAUGAUGAAAGUAUAGAGAAAGCCAUAACAAACAAUGAACGUAUAAAGAAAGCCAUAAUAAACGAUGAACGUAUAGAGAAAGCCGACAAUGGAAAUGAUGAUAAAUAUCUAAAGGUGGAAUUGUUAGAUGAAGGCGAAUGUGAAGAUGUAAGGAUAUUCAGAAAGAGAAAAAGAAAGAAUGAUACAAUUGAAGUAAUAGAACCGUUAGCUAAAAAAGGAAAGGUUCAAGAACUAAAACCAAUAAAUGAAAAGAUAAACUUAUGUGAGAACAUGAUGUAUAUACCUUUUGCUGAACUUUCUGAUGACCUUGAUUUAUUAAAGAAUGCUGAUGACCAAAAUAUAAAAAUUCAGAUUGUACAAGGUGUUUUUCAAGAUGAAAAAUCAAAAUCAAGUGAAGUAGUACUCGUAUAG